AUGGGGUUUACCACACACACAGUGUGUGUGCUCCUGUGUGUUUUGGUCUCAGGAUCAUGCUACACACUCCAGACUGUGGGCCAAUGUACGGUCAACAGAGAGAUGGCUUCAUUUGACUGCAGUGGGAAAAGACUUACAUCGGUACCAAAGCACAUCUGGAUGAACGUAACCGAACUGGACCUGUCUGAAAAUCUGUUAGACUUAACCCACCCUGACAGCUUCAAGCGCCUGAACCUCUUCAGCCAUUUAGUCUCACUGAACCUAUCAGGCAACUACCUCCCCCUACUGUUAAAAGACCAUCUCUACAGCCUUUCUUCUCUUAAAGUACUUGACCUAAGUAGGUGUAAACUGGCCGCAGUGGAGGCAAACGCUCUGACCAGCCUUUCCAGCUUACAGAUGCUCUUCCUGGGGGACAUUCAGUCGAUUGCAGUUAAAGACCUGAGAUUGAGUCAGUUUGUGGAACUUAGAGGAGAACAGAGUAACAGACAGAAAGUGGGAGACAGAGUAAUGAUGACCAGAGCAGCUAAACGCAUGGCACGCGAUGACCACAGUGAUGGAUAUUCUAAGGAUGUCAACCAUGGAGCCUUCCUUCGUAAACUAUUCACAGUGGAACCUACAAACAAUACAACUAAUGGCAUAGAACCAGAUGAUGAUAACAAAAUGUCUUCAGAAAGCUGGAAGGUCCUUGUGGCUGUUCUGGGGUCAGCUCUCACCCUCUCUGUCCUUAUCGCUUUGAUGGCCAAAUACAAAGUCGUGCACGAGUAUCUGGCAAGCUACAGACACUCCAGGCUCAGUGAAGUAGAUACCACGAGUCAGUGUGACCCUGCAAACUUUGAGGUGGGAUUCUCGACCCAGGGUGGCCCUGGGACUCGUGCAGCUGCACCUACCAGUGGCAUUGAGGAGGAUGACGAUGGGUUUAUUGAAGAUAACUAUAUUCAAGCGAGUGAGAGUGAAAGAGCCACAAGAGCAGCAGUGAUGACUGAUGAUGAUGACGAGGAGGAAGACAUUGAAUUUAGUAUUGGCUAGCACUAUUAAGUCUAAUGUUGUUAAAUCUUAUUUAUAAUAACUUGCAUUAAGUAGUCAGUAACAAACAUUCAAUACUCCAUAAUCAGUUAUCAAACUAUUCUUUGAUUAAUUCAUUGAAAAAAAAAAGAAUAUACUGUGGCACUAUUAAGGAAUUUGAACUCUUAAGCAAUAAAAAAAAAACAAAAAAAAAACUGUAAUAUUGUCAAUGAAAAAUGUAUAUAUUUUGGCAUAGAUGUCCAAAUAGUUUCCACUUUUUUGAAAGCAUCUGAAAAUAUAUGAAUCAACGUUGAAUGACAUUUGAAUGUACAGU
Molecule: messenger RNA, 1336 nt
Organism: Sinocyclocheilus grahami
Lineage: Eukaryota; Metazoa; Chordata; Actinopteri; Cypriniformes; Cyprinidae
Product: leucine-rich repeat-containing protein 19-like
Exons: 4
Coding region: 1-1026 (341 amino acids)
Molecular function (GO): protein binding
Source: RefSeq, a predicted model, not a curated record